Messenger RNA from Saccharomycodes ludwigii, 1092 nucleotides. RefSeq lists its product as uncharacterized. Bases 1 to 1092 code for a protein of 363 amino acids. The transcript is spliced from 3 exons. The record is from RefSeq and is a predicted model, not a curated record. Gene Ontology annotation, molecular function: protein dimerization activity. NCBI's taxonomy places the organism in Eukaryota, Fungi, Ascomycota, Saccharomycetes, Saccharomycodales, Saccharomycodaceae.
AUGGCUAAUGGUUUACCUUACAAAAUUGACCUUAACUCUAUAGGGCCUACGACAAAGCAAUAUCCUGCGACAAAAGUCUUUGAAUAUAAUAGUUCAAAACUAAAAUUAGUUGCAUGUGACAAUUUUAUAUUCCAUAAAUCUAACGAAACAGGUAUUAAAAGGUCAAAGCUAGAGUCAACCAUUUACAAACAUGUCUAUAAAACUCUCAACUUAUCCACUGCUACCUCUGGAAAUGAGAAUCAAGAUGAUUCAAUUUUUUCUAAUGCCUCUUGUAAUGUUACUGCUGAUAACGCAGCCAAUGCUUCCGGUAACGUUUCUGCUGCUAAUGAUGCUCCAACUUUUGAUACUGAAGAUAAUGCUCCUUUUAAUGUUAUUGCUGAUAAUGCAGCUAAUGAUUCGGGUAAUUUCUCCUCUGAUGAUAAUAAUGUUUCUCAUACUGAAUCUGUCAAUAAUGCCUAUAAAUCAUCCACUUUUUCAGACGAACAACUUUUAGCUAAAUUAAAAACGCAUCUGGAUUCAAUGAAAGAGCACUUAAAGUUGUCUAAUAAUGAUUUGGAUACAGCAAAUGUAAAGUAUACUCAUCCUCAGCAUACAAAAUGUUUGACUGAUAUUAUUAAAAAUAGUAACUUUUUUACAACACCAGAUGAACCUAGUGAAAAGAGUUUUUUGAGUAUUCUUAGAAAAGAUAUAAAAGAAAGUUUAUUUGUUAUUAAAAAAGAGUUUAAAAGAAAACAUAAUUCCUGUUUUAAAAAAUAUUAUAUUGAACAAAUAAGAAAAUAUGAAAAAGAUGGUAUUAUUGGGCAUAGUGAGAUGUGUAUUUCAACCUUAAUUGCAAACUUCAGAAUAUAUGAUGAAUGUAUACAAGAAGUUAAGGAUCCUAUGUUUAAAGCAAUUUUCCACCUUUUAAAAUCCCUUCCUACCUCCUCAGUUGCUUCCGAAAGAACUUUUUCUCAAUUAGGUAGUAUAUAUUCGGAUCGAAGAGAUAACUUAUCUUCUGAACAUGCCAAAUUAUUAUUAAAGCUUAAACUUUUUGAUAAUAUCAUUCCUGAAGCAAAUUUAAUUGAAUCGUUGGAAAAGAACAGUCCAUUUUAA